UACGGGUCAUUUGCUCUCGAAUAAUUGGUUUUCUGCUAAAUAAAUUUUAAAAUUAUAAAAUCAAUCAAUCAAUCAAUCAAUCUCUCCAGCGUUCAUCACAUUUCAACUGUGAAGAAGAAGAUCUAUUAUUAUUUUAACGAUGAUGACGUCAGGCAUCAGGCGGAAAGCUCUAUCUCUAUGCUCAUAUGCAGCGUCAAAUAAUGGAAUCACACAAUCACUGGAGAGGGGUCAACCUGCAUUUAUAGGAUCUGCAUCACGAGGAUAUGUUGCUGGUAUCCCUAUGCUUGAGGUGUUUGGAAAAUCAAAAUUUGUACCAAGGUCUCAUCAAGGUGUUCCUGUAUGUUCAAAACCCUCGAGGGACAUUUUAUCAUCAUUUAAAUCAGAUUUCCAAACUCAGAAGUGGAUUAGAUCUUUUUCUACAUACAGUGAACCUGCUGAAAUGGAGAAGACAGUGAAUGCCUCAGUCAAAAGGACCCAAAGUGGCCCUGGUUAUUUCACUGCUUCUGGUGCUGUGGUUGGAAGCGUUUUAAGUACUCCCAUUGUAAAUGCUCCACAGGCGGCUAAUAUGAGUGUGGGGGCGACACUCUCUCCAACUUUUCUACCCAAUCUUGCUCUAUUCUGGCAUAUAAAUAAUGGAAUUGAAGAGAUUCUGGCAGAUUAUGUUCACCAUGAAAUGACUCGCAGCUUGGUCUUGGUCCUAAUGAGACUUUUCCUAAUAGUGGCAGCAAAAGAUGUUUUCGUGGCCACAAAUUGAAACCAACUUUUUCCAGUACCCAUAGAUUUGAUUGCAUGAUGAUGAUGUUGGACGUGGACGCUUUGUUAUUUAUAAAGAUCGAAUAAAGAUUAGUCCUCGAAAUAUAGGACUCUUGGGCUAACAAUGAUUCAGUUUUGAGAAAUUAGUUGAUGGAACAUUUGAUUGUUUUCUUGUUCA
Molecule: messenger RNA, 931 nt
Organism: Erigeron canadensis
Lineage: Eukaryota; Viridiplantae; Streptophyta; Magnoliopsida; Asterales; Asteraceae
Exons: 8
Coding region: 140-754 (204 amino acids)
Biological process (GO): tricarboxylic acid cycle; mitochondrial electron transport, succinate to ubiquinone
Cellular component (GO): mitochondrial inner membrane
Source: RefSeq, a predicted model, not a curated record